AGAAAUUCGGGUGCUGCGCCCGGAGGAGCGGAGCGGCGGCGAUGGCCGAGGCGGAGUGAGCGGCGGAGCGGGAGCCGCGCAUCCUCCGCGCGGGCGGGCAGAGCCGGGCAGCUGCGCCGCGGACCCGCGCCCGAGGGGCUCCGUUUCAGAGCCCACCAUGAAGAGAUUCCUGGUGCUUUGUGACUGCCUCUGGGCCUGGAGCCUCCUCCUGAAUGCACUGACUGAAAGAAGCUAUGGACAAACCUCAUCACAAGACGAACUUAAAGACAAUACGACAGUAUUUACCAGAAUAUUGGAUCGUCUGCUGGAUGGCUAUGAUAACCGCUUGAGACCAGGACUGGGAGAGCGUGUAACUGAAGUGAAGACUGACAUCUUCGUCACCAGUUUUGGGCCUGUUUCAGACCAUGAUAUGGAAUACACUAUAGAUGUAUUUUUCCGUCAAAGCUGGAAAGAUGAAAGACUAAAAUUCAAAGGACCUAUGACUGUUCUCCGGCUAAAUAAUUUAAUGGCCAGCAAAAUCUGGACACCUGAUACCUUUUUCCACAAUGGAAAGAAAUCUGUGGCUCAUAACAUGACAAUGCCAAAUAAACUAUUACGAAUUACAGAGGAUGGGACAUUGCUAUACACAAUGAGAUUGACUGUGAGAGCAGAAUGUCCAAUGCAUUUAGAAGACUUUCCUAUGGAUGUACAUGCUUGCCCCUUGAAAUUUGGAAGCUACGCUUAUACGAGAGCAGAGGUUGUGUAUGAAUGGACACGAGAACCAGCAAGGUCAGUGGUUGUGGCUGAAGAUGGCUCUCGAUUGAACCAAUAUGAUCUCCUUGGACAAACUGUGGACUCUGGAAUUGUUCAGUCCAGUACAGGGGAAUAUGUUGUUAUGACUACACAUUUUCAUUUGAAGAGGAAGAUUGGUUACUUUGUCAUCCAGACUUAUCUGCCAUGCAUCAUGACAGUGAUACUCUCGCAGGUGUCCUUCUGGCUUAAUAGAGAAUCUGUUCCAGCAAGAACUGUAUUUGGAGUGACAACUGUCCUGACAAUGACUACUUUGAGCAUCAGUGCGAGGAAUUCACUCCCCAAGGUGGCCUAUGCCACUGCCAUGGAUUGGUUUAUAGCAGUGUGCUAUGCCUUUGUGUUUUCUGCACUCAUUGAGUUUGCAACUGUGAAUUACUUCACAAAGAGAGGCUAUGCAUGGGAUGGCAAAAGCGUCGUUCCUGAAAAGCCAAAGAAAGUGAAGGAUCCUCUCAUUAAGAAAAAUAACACAUACACAGCUGCAGCUACAAGCUACACCCCUAAUAUUGCAAGGGACCCUGGGCUGGCAACCAUAGCUAAAAGUGCAACGAUUGAGCCCAAAGAAGUUAAGCCAGAAACAAAACCUGCAGAACCCAAGAAAACUUUUAACAGCGUCAGUAAAAUUGAUCGACUAUCAAGAAUAGCUUUUCCAUUGCUUUUUGGAAUCUUCAACUUAGUCUAUUGGGCUACCUAUUUAAACCGGGAGCCCCAGUUAAAAGCUCCAACUCCACACCAAUAACCUCAUUUACUUGUACAGUUCUGUUUUGUCAUUUGCUCUGGGAAUUGCUUCCCGUCUUCACAUACAGUAAUUCCCAUCUGCUUCAUUGCCUCUGUCUUAAAGAAAAUAAAGGUUUCUUUAUUUAUCAAAAGGUAAAAUAUAUCGGUAUAUUUUAAAAACCUGUGGGUGAGGGAGAGAAAAAUGUAAGCUAUAUACUUUGGAAAAGUGAUUCUGAAAGUGGGAAAGAGUUGUAG
Melopsittacus undulatus (budgerigar) is the source of this 1758-nucleotide messenger RNA. RefSeq names its product gamma-aminobutyric acid type A receptor subunit alpha1 (gene GABRA1). Gene Ontology annotation, molecular function: GABA-A receptor activity; benzodiazepine receptor activity; inhibitory extracellular ligand-gated monoatomic ion channel activity. The transcript has 10 exons. Gene Ontology annotation, cellular component: GABA-A receptor complex; plasma membrane; neuron projection. The record is from RefSeq and is a predicted model, not a curated record. Gene Ontology annotation, biological process: synaptic transmission, GABAergic; regulation of postsynaptic membrane potential; signal transduction. The coding region runs from base 158 to 1525 and encodes 455 amino acids. NCBI's taxonomy places the organism in Eukaryota, Metazoa, Chordata, Aves, Psittaciformes, Psittaculidae.